AUGGACUUGAAGCCGUGGAUCAUAGGGUGCAGGCGUCUUCGCGAGGCGAUUAAGAAGAACGACCUCACCUGUUUUGAGUCGGUGUUCGACGCCGACAUUGCCGUGCUACCUAUAAUCACGACGAUCGGGCCGCUUCCCGGGGUCCACUGCAGCGUCGUCGUGGUUCUUCAGCCCGGCGACUUGCUGAAGGCCGUCGACGUCGACAGCGAGACCUCGUUCCGCCACCUGGACCCGAAGACUGCAAACCGGCUGCAUUCGUCUGAGGCGCUCGUCGUGCUGAGAACUAGCGGUCAUGUUGGCGGCGGUGGCGAGGCCGACUUGGUAGGAGAAGAGGAGCAGAGGGCAGGGUCUGUUGAGUCAUCUACUGACUCAGAGUCAGAGUCGGGAUCCGAGGAGGAGGAGGAGGAGGAGGAUGAAGAGGAGGAGGAGCGUGCAGGGAAGAUGGCUGUUGGUGCUGAGGCGGACACAGACGCCGACCGCGGUGCUGGUCGCGACCCGACGUCGACCGGCGGGACAGGCGCAACUGCAGCGUUGGCUGGGGACAAGCCUCGUAGGAAGGCGCCGGUGCAUGGUCAGCCUGCGUCGACCACAUCUUCAAAGUCGGCGUUUGCAGCCGCACUUGCUCACGUGAAGCGACUAGAAGAGGAGAACAUGAAACUGAGGGACGAGAAUGCGGGGCUGCGGUCGGAUCUGGUUACCGAGAGGUGUCGGACGGAGGGGUUGUUGGCGACGGCGGCUGAGUGCCUCGCGGCUAUCAAGUCGCUUACCGAACGCGUCGCCGCCGCCGAGCAGACUGCGGGGACACACAUCUCCACAGCCACAGCAGCCAUGACCGGCGUCUUCACCAAGGUGCUGGACGAUCGGGUUGCUCUGGUCAAGGCGUGCAGCAGCAUGGCGACGCCGUUGUUGGGGGAAAUCACAAAGGGCUUGGACAAGCUGGCCGUCGCCCGCCGUGAUGCCGACGUGCGGUUGGGGAACCACGUGACCAGAGUGGGGGAUGACGUUAAGGCGGUGUUGGCCGAAUACAUCCAGACCAAGUUAGCCUCAACUUCCACCAACAUCGUCGGCGGCUUAUCGCGCAGCAUCGUGCCGCCCCCGCCCGGUCCAUCCCCCGCGCUGCCUGAAGAAGUCAUCAAAGCAAUGAGGGAUGACAUUGUUCAGGCGGUAACCGCCGUCACGCAGCAGGCGCUGGGAACCGUCGGCUUCACGCUUCUGCCCAACGUGCUUGCUACAAUGAGGCUGGGGCGGCGUGGUUCGUCCCCGUCGGCCGGCGACCCGGAGACCGCGCAAAGGCAUAGGCCGGAAAAAAGGGCUGCCAGCGGAAGUGCAGCCGACGGCGACAACGCGGGAAAUUCGAAGCGGAGUAAAGGUGUUGGUGUGGAGCGAGCAGUCGGCGGCGACGUUCCGGAUCGUGCCCAGUCUGGUUCUCCCGUCCUCGACAUGCUGAAGAGAAAAGGGGCGACAACUCGGCUCCUUGGCCCGCAUAGUAGAGGCGGAGCUGGCGGCAGCUCGGAGGGCAGGACUGCCGCCGAGGAGGGUGUGCGAGCCGGCGGGUCUUCCACUCACGGCGGUGGAAGGAAAGGUUCGGAGAUUCCACGUCCUGGAGCAAGCAAGGUAGCACCACCGCCGUUCUAUCGUGGUAACGUCGCCGUUGAAUCGGUUGAAGUGCAGGCCGACGCGGCGAUAGGCGUUGAUCGCGGGCCGCCAUUCGAUGUUGAGGCUCCGUCAAUCGGCGAUCAGACUCACCAGGCUCCUGUGGUCGGCGUAGGGGUGGACACGGGCGCCCUCGGCGCGGAGGAUGAUCCCGUGGCGAGAGCGUUGAUGGAGGAGCUUCUUGCUUUUCAGGCGCCAUCGCAGCAGCAGCCCGUCACCAUCGACAACGCCGCUGUCCCAACAACUCGCCGGGGGGUGCAACCUGUCGCCGGUACAGCACCAACAGCCUCGGUCUCGGCCGAUGUCACCGCGCGUCACACGGCAGCACCAUAUGGUGAUCCACCGACUGGUGGGCCCGUCGCAGCGCCAGGCACGGGGCAAGACAACGCCGGUGAGACCCUCACGGACCCGGUCGCGGCCAUGCUUCUGGCCGCGAUCAACUCGUUUCAAGAGGCGGCACCUUCAUCGCAUCCGCCAACUACUGUCACCAGCGCUGCGCCGACCAUGCAGCUCCCUGCCGCUGUUGCCACGCCGUCGAACCCAGUCUCGGACAUGCUGAUGGCCGAGGUCAACGCGCUUUCAGCAAGUGCACAAUCCGCUCAACCGCAGACUCACGGCACGCGCACUGUGCCGACCACGGUGAACUUGGCGGAGCCCGUACACCAAGAAGCGGCAAACGAGACGGUUCCAACGGCGGUGCCAAUGCAUCACCAGGUCGGCGCGGCGUCUGGACAAGGUGAUUGGGGCGCGGUGGUAGGAGACGAUGGUGCGGGGGAGAUCUCUCUCAUCAUCGAGGACGAGGAUGUGGAAUUGAUACAAGCGGCGAUAGAAGCAGACGAAGUUGCCGCACUUCGGUCUGUGGGAGGUACGUCGGGCAUCAGUGGCGUGGAGGGUCGGCCUGCCGGUGUUACAGCGUCCACCCAGGCCGGGCCGACCGUGCAGCCGGCCCGUUUGGCUGUUCCGCCCAUUCAGAGUCAUCCUGCCGGCUUCAUACAGGUGGAUAGGGCCUUCCAGACCGGCCCGAUCAGCGUCACUGGUUCUGACCAGGCUGGUCUGGCGGGAGAGUCCACUCGGCCCACCGCCGUUACAGUGGCUAGUCAGGCCGGCCAGGCCGGGCCUUCGGACAGGUUGGCGGGCGUCACUGUUGCGGACCUGGCGGGUCAGGCGGGGACGUCCACUAUUCUGGCCGGUGGACCAGUGGGUGAACACGCCGACAAGGAUGGACAGACCGAUCGUGCGGCUGGAGUCGGCGAAAAAAAGAAUAAACGGAAGGGUAAAGCCGCCGCGUCGGAGAAGGCCGUCGUUCCGAAAGAUCGCAGGGGGCAUGGUAUUAGGCUGGACAGGACGAGCGGUGGCGGGUGGCAGGGCGAGGUAAACCUGGCUGGAAAGAGUCGCUACACGGGGAGAUCGGACGACAGGAUGGAAGUGGCGUACCUCAACGGCGUUGCGACGACCAUCUUCGACGGACACGCCAGCCAAGUCCUGUUGGCCGAAAUGACCGGCGUUAAAGCCGAAGAAAUGACACGGUGGAAGGCGGAGUGGGAGGAGGCAAAGGUGAUGCCGAAGGGUAUGUGGACGGUGAUGUGGUCCCGCGGCGCCACCAUGUUUCGUGCACGGUUCCAGAAAGUCCUCGCCGACUUCAAACAGAAGAAGUCAUCAGGGCCCCCGCUGAUGAAAGUGCUGAGGCCGGCGGUGUGGUUCGGCACUGGUUGGGAGCUGGCCAAGCGCAAGCAGCAGCUCAGCGACAUCAUCAACCGCGCUUGCUUGUGCGCGGCGUUUGGGCCAGUCGCGGCAGAUGCCGUCCCCAAAACUGGUGCAGACGCCAAGCGCAUAGGCCAAGCCGUCGCCGCUUCAUCCUGCGCCGUCUGGUGCUUCGCCGAGACCGCGGCCGAGGUCGGCAAUGCGGUGGGUGAAGCGAAGGCGGCGGCACUGCUGUGUGAAGCGAGCACCGAUUUUGCUGACACUUGUCACGACGUCGUGGUUGCGGUGCUAGAAACGGCGGUUGCAAGACAACCCGUCCUGGGAGAGGUCUCGUGCAACGUCACCGACGCACUGCAGAAGGAUGCUCUUCGGAAGGCGUGCAAGGGCUGUGACCCCACACCCGACGCCGAGAUUAUCGCGAGGGCGACUAUCGAGACCCUCGCUUUCUGGGGGUCGUGCAACGCCGGCGGCCCCCUUCACCGAGCACGCGGCAUUCAAGUGCCGCUGGACAAGCAGAUGGAAAAGGAUAUGGAUAACAGGGGAAAGAAGGGGUAG
Closterium sp. NIES-65 is the source of this 3909-nucleotide messenger RNA. Lineage: Eukaryota; Viridiplantae; Streptophyta; Zygnematophyceae; Desmidiales; Closteriaceae. The record is from the annotation of a GenBank genome assembly.